This is a messenger RNA of Silurus meridionalis, 1902 nucleotides long. It is a transcript of the gene tfb2m, whose product is annotated as transcription factor B2, mitochondrial. The transcript is spliced from 9 exons. Bases 182 to 1486 code for a protein of 434 amino acids. Gene Ontology annotation, biological process: rRNA methylation; transcription initiation at mitochondrial promoter. The record is from RefSeq and is a predicted model, not a curated record. Gene Ontology annotation, cellular component: mitochondrial matrix. Lineage: Eukaryota; Metazoa; Chordata; Actinopteri; Siluriformes; Siluridae. Gene Ontology annotation, molecular function: mitochondrial transcription factor activity; rRNA (adenine-N6,N6-)-dimethyltransferase activity.
UACACGUGUUUUAUUUUAGCGCAGUUAGCUGGCAGGCUAAUGUAGCCACACUGCUAAUAAAAUAACGGAAACAUCAGAGAGCUUCAGGUGCAUCAAUAAAUAAACUUAUAAUCCACUGUUAAUGAAUUAAACUCAUUAUAUCAUCUAUUAACUGCACUAUUGUCAGGUGCAGAUCUCCAGCAUGGCUCUGUGUUGUCGGAGCAAGGUUAUGGUGCAGGUUCUGGAGCGGGUGGUGUUAGCUCCGCCCCCCAUGUCCAGUCAGUGUGUGUGGCGUUCUUUCUCCUCUUCUACACGUGUGUUCUCUGAGUGGACGCGGUCCUCGGUGGGUGGAUUGAGGGUGGAGCAGACGUCUCGCUCCUCAGGGAGAACAUGCAGGAACCUCUCUGCUACCGCCACCAACUUCCUGAACCAGCUCCGCCCCCUGAGCCGCUACGACCCGCUGGACCUGGGGGAGGUGGAGGAGAACACGCGCAAGGCCCUCACCUGCAAACACCUGCGACGCUUCAUCAUCGACCCCGAGCUCGCUCGCAUCGUCACCGAGCACCUCGCCCCCGACAUCGACGAGGGCAAGGCCACCAUCUUCGAGUGUAACCCAGGACCAGGUGUGUUAACUCGCUCUCUGCUGAAUUGUGGAGCUCACAGAGUGGUGGCGCUAGAGAGUGAUAAAUCCUUCCUCCCUGAGCUGCAGGAGUUGGAGCUGAAGCUGGAUGGACAGUUGCAGGUGGUCCACUGUGAUUUUUUUAAGCUGGACCCGAUCGGUCAGGGCAGCAUGAAGCCUCCAGCCAUGUUCUCUGAAAAACUCUUCACCCAUCUGGGGAUCUCUGAGGUGCCGUGGACAGCAGAUGUGCCGGUGAAGGUGGUGGGGAUUUUCUCUCAGAGGAACGAGAGGAACAUGCUGUGGAAGCUCAUCUAUGCUCUGUACGAGCGUCUGUCUGUGUUCCGCUACGGCCGAGUGGAACUCAUCAUGUUUAUCAGUGAGAGAGAGUACACCAAGCUGGCAGCGAGACCUGGAGAUUACAGGAACUAUCAGGCUCUAAGUGCUCUGUGGCAGAUGGCAUGUGAUAUCGAGCUUCUUCACCAGGAGCCAUGGUCGUCUUUUGUUACGGCGUCUAAGCACGGAGGUCCAUCGAUCCCCAGGAGCACGCAUGUACCUAAUGAUCACCUGUGCUUGUUGAGGAUCACACCUCGUGAAGAUUUCUUCUCCUCCUCCAUCACUCCCUUUAACAGCAGCACACUGGUGAUGAUGGUCAAACAGUGUCUCACUAAACGUCGCUGCAGACUCAUCGACAAGCUCAAUUCCUGGAGCGCGGGCAGCGGCACACACGUCCUGAUGCAGAUGGGACUGUUUGAGGACGUGAUGACGGGACAGAUUUCCCCGAGCGAAUAUAAAAUCCUGUUCGAGCUGAUGGAGAAAUCAGAGGAGUUCACACACAGCUGGCUUUACGAUGAGAUCCUGGAAAACACCAAAAACACAGGCUGUGGAUAACAAACACACACACACACACACACACACACACACACACACACACACACACAGGUAAAACAAUAUAAAGAUUUUAUGGUGUAAUGUUACUUUACCAUGGGCGUAUUUAUUUACCUUGUGAGUAAUUAUAAUAUAAUCAUGAAGCAAUAAUAAUAAAAAUAUCAAUUAUAAUUGAGUUUUAAAGCAUCAAUUAUGUUUAAUCUCAUUUUUACAGAGUAAAGCAGCACUGAAUUGUUGUAUGUGUACAUUAUUGUGAAAGCCUUCAGUAAAUACAGAGGUCUUUAGCUUUAUCACAUUACUUCAGGGGCUACAAGGCUAACAGCUAAUGGAGAUCUGAAAAUGUUUUUGCUAUUUUCCAUUAUGAAUGUUUAUGUAAAUUAUGUGGAUAUGAACUUCUAAUAAAAUUAAAAUAAAGAGUU